Siniperca chuatsi (mandarin fish) is the source of this 1764-nucleotide messenger RNA. RefSeq lists its product as uncharacterized. Gene Ontology annotation, molecular function: protein binding. The transcript has 6 exons. NCBI's taxonomy places the organism in Eukaryota, Metazoa, Chordata, Actinopteri, Centrarchiformes, Sinipercidae. The coding region runs from base 727 to 1608 and encodes 293 amino acids. The record is from RefSeq and is a predicted model, not a curated record.
GGAGAUUGAUAAAUCCUGAAUUAAAUUGCCAUUUCUGGUUGUGUUUCUGAUCUGCAGUCUGAUUUUGGGCAAGGACGAUCUGGCACAUUGCUGAAACAUAAAACAUGUGUCAAACACAGUUUGUCUCCUAUUCCAACAUGUGUGAUCAACUGUCAGAGUUGAAUGCACUGAAAGAAAAAAAAACUGGCAGCUUUGGAAACCAGGCUGAAGGACAGUGAAAACCAGAUUGUGGAACUGAGGAACAAAGAGAACAAAUGUGAUAUUCAGUGCAGCGGCAGGAGCAAGAGGAGAAAUUGGACCUUAAAACACAGAGACAGCUCUCACCUAAAAAAAGUGAUUACAAAUAUUGGAAAUGCCCACAGUGAAUUCACAGGUGUUUAUUACUUUAUCUUCCAUCAUUCUGGAGGAGACUCUGAGACAGAGCUGUUUCUCUACAACAGUCAGCGUGUGGUCAUGACACAGGAUCACACAGCAGUCCGUGAAACGGCUCAUAAUGGAGGAAACCCAGUGUUUCUGUGAGAUCAGUGAAAGGUUGAGUUUACAUUUCUCUAGGAUAUCAAAGGUUAACUGACUGACAGUAAAUGUACUUAAUACCAUUUCCUCACUGCAAGUGCACUGAAACAGUAAACAAGAUAAUAAAGCCAAAGUCAAAUGGGACGUUAAAAAUUAACAGGUCAUCAUUAAACAAAAUAAAAACAGCCAGAGGGAUCACAUCAGUCAAAAUUUAUGUGGCUGAGAGACACUGAAGCAACUUGGAAGAUGAAUUUUACCAUUUUAUGGUUUGUUUUGCUGUUCUGUGGCUUGAUUUUGGCCCAGGAUGAAGGUACUGCUAUUGAAACACAGUCAUGCUUUCCUGACAUGUGUAAUCUCCUGAAAGAGUUUGGUGCCAUGAGAGAAAAACUGGGAGCUAUGGAAACCAGGCUGAAGGACAGUGAAACCAGGCUGAAGGACAGUGAAACCAGGUUGAAGGACAGUGAAAACCAGAUUCUUGAACUGAAGAACAAAGAGUUUGGUGCCAUGAGAGAAAAACUGGGAGCUAUGGAAACCAGGCUGAAGGACAGUGAAACCAGGCUGAAGGACAGUGAAACCAGGCUGAAGGACAGUGAAACCAGGUUGAAGGACAGUGAAACCAGGCUGAAGGACAGUGAAACCAGGCUGAACGACAGUGAAAACAAGAUUGUGGAACUAAGUAACAAAGAAAGAACCAAGGUGAUAUUCAGUGCAUCAGCAGGAGGGAGUGGAAGAAUUGGACCCUUCAACACAGACACAACUUUAAUCUACAGAGCAAUGAAAACAAACAUUGGUAAUGCCUACAAUCAAUUCACAGGUAUCUUCACUGCCCCUGUUGCAGGUGUUUAUUACUUUACCAUCUUCUAUCAUGCUGGAGGAGAACACGAAGUAAAGCUGUUACUGUACAAGAACAACGAGGUGGUGGUCAUGACCCGUGAUCACCAGUCAGACAGUGACACAGCUGAUAAUGGAGGAAACGCAGUGUUCCUGCAGCUGCAGCAAGGAGACCAAGUUUAUGUGCAGAUGCAUGCAAAGUCCCAUGUUUGGGGAUUCAACCACCUGACGACUUUUAGUGGUUUUCUGGUCACUCAAAUGUGAGAAAUGAUCCACUGUAAAUCUAUUCAUUCCUGCUUGAAGAUGGAUGUAAAAAUCUUAGAUCACUACAUAAAUACAUCUAUUACAUAGAGUAUAUUCAAUUUUUAAAUCUGAUUGAACAGAUGGCUUUUGCUCAUUAAAUAAAUAGUCUGAAAAUGA